ACAAUGCUUUUUCUGCUCAAACCUACUCGUAAUGGUGUAAUUAUCUCAUCAAUUUAUUUCGUGCUCUAUUAAGAAUAUAAAAAGGAUAAUUUUUAAUUACAAAAAUUUGACACUAGUGGCAGUUCUGGCUUAGGGUAUAAAUUAAAUAUGAGCCAGCUAAAAAUAUCAGACAGAGUGAACAAUGCGUGUAAUUAUGUACGAAAUUUAUUUUCCUGGUGACCUCAAAGCCAACAGCCGUCUACGUCGCAUAUCACCUAUUAAGAUUGCAGGAAAAGGAGCGCUGCUAACCCAGUGGCCAACUGGCGAGGCGACGUCGAACGAUUACGUACAGCCGGUACAGCCAGCAUUCAGUACCGGUACACACGCGCCAACGAACGCCAUUCGCAGACGCUCAUUAAGAAAGAAAUUCGUGACAUUACCCUAUGUUAUGAACCCAAUGGCGCCAACAAAGACACCCCUAGGCCCAACGCUGCAUUGUUUCAAACAGAAAGUUGAGGACGCGCCGCGCAUUUCAAUUCGACAGGAGAGUUGAAUUGUAGAAUACAAACUGAGUUGUCGAAGAAAUAACAGACACUCAAGGACUGGAGGACGAACGUGACAUAACAGUGAAAAGGAUUCCGAUCUUGGGAAAUUUUGGCACAAAUGUACAUUUACCUGAAAUCGACGGUGAAUGUGUAAAGGAUUCAGUGAUUUAUGUGAAACAGGCGGUUAAGGACACAGGACAAAUAAUAUUAGUGAUUAUUUUACAACAAGUUGAGUUAAGAGGUUGGCUAUGGACACGACAGUACCUCGGGUGCUGUUAAGCAUAGCUUUAGCUGCUUUAUUGCCUAUAGCAUCUGCCAAUAGUCAAGAUCGAUUAUCAAAGGAGAAUAUACCACAUUCAAGACAGAAAAGGAUACUAUGGAUAACCAACGAUGGUCGAUUGGCUUUACCCCCUGGUACAACCAUGACGAUCACACCUUCUCUUUCAAUGCCUUUCGUAAGGCACCCACCUAAAGGGUUCCUGUCUAAUAUGACAGUUAGUUUUCCUUUUACAAUUGACUUCGAUAAGCUAGGCUUGACUGACAAUGAGAAUCCUUACGGAGACUUUCCGCCGAUAUUUGCAAGAUCCAUGGGUCGGGCAGCCGUAUCAAUGAUGACUGACUACAUCGGACAAUACUUAGAGAGGAGAAGAGGCAAACGGUCCACAGACCAUGAUAUUCCUCCAGAUGUGGAAAAAAAAGCAUUAGAUAAAUUACAUGGAGGAGAAAGGGCCAUAUUGUAUGGUUUGGCAGAAGACUUAUUGUCUAAUUUCGGAAUGUCUGGUAAGGAAUGUCUUCUACGAGUCAUUUGUGAGGUGCAGUCUCGUCCAUUAAAAAAUUUCGGAUUCUUAGGAGAGAUCAUGAAGUUAUUUUUUACCCCAAGCAAAUCUCCAUAUGCGGAUUUGCUCCCAGAGUACGUCGAGGCUGAGAAAGCAGGCAGUCAGCCUGGUGGAGAGUGCUGGAGUUAUUUCCGGCUGUGUCCCAAGAGUAUCUUCCAAACACCUAAUAAAUACUCGAAAGACGCAGAAGAUUUGCAUAGACGACAAGAAGAUAUCAAUGAAAACAAUAUAGAAGAUAUAAGGGCUAUGUAGAUCAAAGUGAUCACACUAUCUUAGAUGUCUGAUUGUCAAGCUGAUGAUUGAGGUGAUA
This is a messenger RNA of Amyelois transitella, 1670 nucleotides long. RefSeq lists its product as uncharacterized. The transcript has 7 exons. The record is from RefSeq and is a predicted model, not a curated record. Bases 773 to 1612 code for a protein of 279 amino acids. NCBI's taxonomy places the organism in Eukaryota, Metazoa, Arthropoda, Insecta, Lepidoptera, Pyralidae.